Molecule: messenger RNA, 1158 nt
Organism: Fraxinus pennsylvanica
Lineage: Eukaryota; Viridiplantae; Streptophyta; Magnoliopsida; Lamiales; Oleaceae
Source: the annotation of a GenBank genome assembly
AUGGAAGCAAAAGAUGGCGCCGUGAGACGUGAAGAGAGGGAGAGAGAAGCAGAUACGCAGGCAGAGCGGACCGAAGAAACAGGAUCUCGAAGCGGCGGACGAUGGCAGAGAGUAGUUUGGACAGGUGCUUUUAAGGAUUAUCUCCGCAUCCUGUAUUUAUCUCGGUGUUCAUCUAUCAAGUUUAUCAUGAACACGCAAUCGGAAGCACAUGCACCUGAAAAUGGGGAACCAGGCAGUAAUUUUUCUGAUGUGUUCCAAUCAAAGCAUGGGUAUUAUGGGGAUUUUCAGGCAUCUAAGAUUUCAGAACUAACGGAAUUGGAAAGUUUCAAGACUGGACCGAGUGUAACAUCUGUAGAGGAUUGGGGAGUCAAUUAUAGAGCUCUAAAUGAUCUCUUCAAUAUAUCUCAGAGCAGAAAAAGCUCCAUUGCAUAUGAAGUCGGGGUUCAAAUGGUUGAAAUCUAUAAUGAACAAGUGCGUGACUUACUCAGGCCUUUUGAGCACCCCAUCUAUUCACUUCUUUCUCCAUACAAUUUGCUCAAAUUAAAACUUGGUGUUUUUGUUCUGGGUUAUCAAUUCCAGCUUUUAAGGAUGGCAGUGAUGUUCCAGACUGGUUCAUCACAUCGCAUGCAUUUCGACUCAAUACAAUGUAAAGUUAGACUCAAUGGGAUCCAUAGCAUAGCUAACUCUGUGAAGGCUUUGAAAACGAAGGGAAUCUUUCUUGGCAUUUCUCCGUCAUCAUGGAAUUCUUUAAAGGCUACAAAAAGUUUGAAUUUGGAUGCUGUCGAAGUACAGUUCAAGCGAGGACAUCAGGUGAUUGUUGCUGCAAGUCCUCCAACAGAAGAUGCUGUCGUUGCCUCAGAGCCACUGACCAAAGAAGAUCUUGUUGGUUACCUGUUUUCUGGUUGCAAGCCUAAGGAAAACUGGAGGAUAGGGACCGAACAUGAAAAGUUUGGGUUUGAGUUUGGAACGUUACAGCCCAUGAAAUAUGAACAAAUAGCAGAGCUGCUUAAUGGCAUUUCUGAGAGAUUUGAUUGGGAAAAGAUAAUGGAGGGUGACAAGAUUAUUGGACUCAAACAGGUAGGCAUCUUAUAUGAUGACAUCUCUCUACAAAGAUGGUUUGGAAAGGAGAGGCUACAAGGAAACAGGAUUUCUAAAUGA